Molecule: messenger RNA, 2836 nt
Organism: Spirodela intermedia
Lineage: Eukaryota; Viridiplantae; Streptophyta; Magnoliopsida; Alismatales; Araceae
Source: the annotation of a GenBank genome assembly
AUGGCGAUGGACGACAUCGAGAGCUGCAGCAGCAGAUCGGUGGACUCCUCGCCGAUGCAGCCCCGGCAGCAGCGGUACAAGCUUGAGGUCUACAACGAGGUGCUCAGCCGCCUGAAGGACUGCGAGGAGGCACGCUUGCCCGGAUUUGAGGACGAGAUCUGGGCCCACUUCAAUCGCCUCCCCGCCCGGUAAUUCUCCCUCUCCUCUCUUCUUUCCUCGCGUCCCCGGUGCUCGGCCAGCGACGGGUUUCCUCAGUUUCUUGUUCAGGUUAAUCUCUCCUCCUCCUCCUCCUCCUUCAUUUGCUCCCAAUUCUGCCGGGAGGAGGGGGGAGGGGGGGGGGGGGAGAGGGAUUGAAGCAUUCUUUUCAGCCCUCUCUGUGAGAAAUUAUGCUUCCCUCUUUCUCUUUUCUUGAUCCGUCUUCUUCUUUCCGACAUAAUAUGGGCUCCAGAGUUUUACUGCAGACGACAAGCCGUCGGAGGGAACCUUCCUGUCGGUUUUUCAUCGAAUCUUGUUGGAAGAUUGAAGUGAGAAGGAUUGCUCAUCGUGCAGGUAUGCGAUGGAUGUGAACGUGGAGAGGGCUCAAGAUGUCUUGAUGCACAAGAGGCUGCUGGAGAUGGCUGCGGAUCCGGCGAACAAGCUCCCCUUUGAGAUUCGCAUUGUUCAGGUGAAAGCCCUCUUGCUCGAGUUUCACUAGUUGACUUAGUUAUUGAUCGUUGCUCAUGCCCAAUUAUGACAAAUACAGGGAUUCAUUUAAUCAGAGCAAGACAACGAAUUGACCCCCCACUACUCUUCCUUCCUGUCGGAGGGGAUGAUGGGUUUCUGUAAGAAACGUUUCUAGGAACCUUGGAUUUUACUGGGGCAUUGGGUUGGUCUCAGAAAUAUUCCUAUGGGUCCCAUGGAGAGUCAUAUGGCAACUCUCUAGGGGAUGAUGGGUUUCUGUAAGAAACGUUUCUAGGAACCUUGGAUUUUACUGGGGCAUUGGGUUGGUCUCAGAAAUAUUCCUAUGGGUCCCAUGGAGAGUCAUAUGGCAACUCUUUAGGUAAGUUUCUAGAGGUGGAAAAAUGUCACAAGUCUUCCAUUCAACCCUGACUGAUCAGUUGAUCCUCAUUCAGUGUUCAGUGAUCGAGGCAGCCCCAAAGUAGUACCCUUGGUAAUCACUUAGUUUGUGAUUUGGCGAUUGCUACUCAUUGUGAAACACUUUAAUCCGUGGUCAGAGGACAUUCUUUAAUCUUUUUGAUGAGCCACUCUGAGAAACCCAGCCAAUUUCUCUUAGUUCAUUUGGUCUUCUCUUAGUUCUUUCAUCCCAGGAAUUGAUACGCCAUAAGAAAAUAAAUUGAGACAUUUUUUUUUCUUGUUUCUGUAGGUUCCACCAGUUCAGGAUUCCUCAGAGUCCAGUUUGAAAGAGGAAGAAGAAGAUGCACAGAGUUCUACCACUCAGUUUAGUCGACGAAGGUGGCUGCCUUCUUCUGUCCUAUAUCAUCUGUUCCCUCUCUGCUUUAUUAUUCUCCACUGUACUAAAGUGAUUAAGACUUACAGCAUUCACCCUCCUCCUGCUUUUGGUUCGUCUCAAAAUCUUGAAGCCCUAGCUUCUGAAGCUAGUGGAGGACAUGUCUAUGAUGGAGCCAGCGUUGCCAAUACUAAUGGGGACUCCUCCAGGUAGAUCACUUUCUACAACUCUAUGGUUAUUACGCUUAUGUGGUGUUUAAAAUAUAGGAUGGCAUUUUUGGAAGACAACUGUUGCCGUCCCAUCCGAGGUAGGAAGUUGAUGGGGAAACAUGUCUUGACACCUAGGAAAUCUUUAGCCUUUCUGAGCUUUCACAAUGUGACCCAUUAGCGGAACUGGUUUGAGAAUCCUCCCCUUCGACUUGGAUUGUGUUGUUCAGCUGGGCACGGCAGCCACUCUUGAUAACAUUUUUAUUUUUUUUUUCGGCUGAGCACAUCCAACCAUCAAAACAGAAUGUUGGCUUCAACCCAGUGCAUCUAAGACUCUUUAAAUGAGAUUUGUAUUGGGUUUGCAUGGACAAGCCCGAUACGGAUUCUUUACAUUCUUUCCUUGUUUUGUAAAGUUUCCACUGUCUGAUUCCCUAACUUCAUUUUUACUUUGGAAUGAAGUUCGAACUGAUCAAUUAUGUUCUACUGUGUGAUGUUCUACAGGGCCAUGCACGAAAUUACUUUUGCUGCAGAUGACAAGCGGAAGCUUCUCAGUCAUGUAAUUUCCUUUGUCUCUAAUGGGCCUCAUAUUCACGAUGCAUAUCCACUGCCUUGAUCCACUAGGCUACAUCCGAUUUAGCGUUUUAUUUAACUCCAUCCGUCCUUGUGGGUGGAUGCUGUGUUUUACGACAUCACCAUUCUCUCUUAUUUUAAUUUCAUUUUUUAAUUUUUCAAUUCCAUAAAACAUCAGAGGUUUAUCCAUUUAUUCAAAAGGAUAAACAUUGAUGGCGCGAAAAUCACCAAUCUCUAAUCACGGGGAUGAUAUUUUUGGUGGAUAAUAACAGUGAAACUAAUUUAUAAGAAGAACCAAGAAAUCGAUGGUCCUUUUGAAUUUUCAACGGUUGACCUGCUUUCUUCUCCUCCUGCUGGUGGUGGAUUUUCGAUGCUCGUAUCCGCCAUCCCAUCACCAUAUCAAUUAUUGAUUAUAGACAAAUGCAUUGACGUUUUGCAGUUGACUUCUCUUUUGGGCGACAUUGGCCUCAACAUUCAAGAAGCACAUGCUUUCUCUACAAAUGAUGGAUAUUCGUUGGACGUCUUUGUUGUUGCUGGAUGGUCUGAUGAGGUAAUUUUGCAUAUUUCAAUUCGUGCUCUUAAUAAAAAUGAAUUUAAUUGUGAUUUUCUGUAA